Messenger RNA from Pristis pectinata (smalltooth sawfish), 7150 nucleotides. RefSeq names its product interferon lambda receptor 1-like. Gene Ontology annotation, molecular function: protein binding. Lineage: Eukaryota; Metazoa; Chordata; Chondrichthyes; Rhinopristiformes; Pristidae. The coding region runs from base 202 to 1758 and encodes 518 amino acids. The transcript is spliced from 9 exons. The record is from RefSeq and is a predicted model, not a curated record.
AGGACGGGAAGCUGGCGGAGGGAGGGUCGGGUCUGCGUUGUGGUAAGUGCUCUCCAGUCAUCGACAGGGACGGGGUGAUAUUCCCGGCUCCUCUUGUAUCACCGAGAGUCUUCUCUCAUCAUUAUCGGUAACAGCUAUGUUGGACACUAGCUAUCACUAGCAAUAAUCCAGGCAGAAGUUAAUAUAUUGAGCAAGUGCAAGAUGAAAAAAGAAGGAAGCAUACAAUCAAAAAAGAAAACUGAUAUUUUAAACAGCUUGAAGCUGUUCAAAGUUUUGGGCCUCCUAUAUCUCCUUCAUUUUCUCAAGCCUGUUACUAGUCUGCUAAAUCCACCUCGCAAUUUAUCAGUUGUGUCAGAAAACUUCAUUCAUCUCCUGACAUGGGAAGCGGGAGCAGAUGCACCAUUGACCACACGCUACACAGUGGAAUACUUCUCUUUGAGUGCGGCAGGUGAGUCAUUCCGUGCUGUAAACUGUUGGCUGAUCGUGAACAGAACCUGCGAUCUAACAGAUGAAUUUAGUGACAUCUAUGGGAAUUACUGGCCACAAGUUAAAGCAGUUGUUGGAAAUGAUGAAUCCAAUUGGACUACCAUGGAUAUUGCCUUUCAACCAUAUGAUGAUACACACAUACGGCCACUUAAUGUUCAGCUAGUGGAGUCCCCACUUGGAGUUCUUAAUGUUACUUUUGAUAUUGCAGCAGCACCACCACUAAUUUCACAGAGCUUAGAUGUCAAAUCAUUAAUAGAUAUCUACAUGAAAUUACGAUAUCACAUUACCGUAUAUAAAGAUGGAAAGUUGGAAAAGAGCAGGGAUCUGUUGAAAAUCACAAGUGAAACAAGUAUCGAAGAAAUAUUUGAGAAUGUGGAACCAAAUACAAAAUACUGCAUUACAAUAAAUAUAUUUUACCUAAAAGAACAACACUCUGAUCCUUUGGAAAGGAAAUGUAUAAUCACACAAUAUGCAGAGGAAGAUGAGGGUACAGAAGUAUCUCGAACACUGCUAGCAGCUGGUUUUUGCAUCUUGGGAAUUGUGCUCAUCAUCAUCAUGUUACUAUACAAAGCAGGUUGCCUUAGUUUCUUGAGCACAUAUGUUCCACAAUCUCUGAAAAAUUUAAAAUACACCCAUGCUAUCCACAAUUAUAAUGAUACGCAAGAAAAAUUCAGCACAAUGGGUCAUGUUUGUGUCAGUAAAGAGAAGAUGCAAGACGUUGAAGAGGAGAGUGAGGAGGAGGAGUUAAGUAAUGUUGCGGAAUCAGCCUAUGAGCAUAAUUCUCUGCCGAUAACUAUGCAGGACAGUGCUCAAAGCAGCCUGUUUUCUGACAAAGCAACAGAUGGAACCAGCGCAGUGGCUUGUGAUGAUCAACAAUUCAAUUCUUUCACCAAUUUUGAUAACUGUUUGAUGGCUCCAACAGAUGUAAUGCAAAAUGAAAGUACAGAAACUGAAAUAAUGAGCCAGUUGCAGAUAAACCACAGCAGAAAAAGCAGCUCAUCUCCUGCAAGUGUUGAUACUUCAGAUGUCCCACUAUGCUCUGUCCAAAUCCAAGAUUCAGACUGCUGUUUUGUAGAAUUUUCAAAUGAACAGAUGUGUGAUCAGGAGACAUGUGAAUCUAAUACCACUGAAAAUAAUGAAAUGACUGAUUCUUUAACCUCUGAGGUUUAUGACAACACUGUAUUUUACCAAUCUGAGAAUCCUGUUCAGUGUGACGUAUCGGACUGCUCAUCACUUCCCCUGGUUUUGCAUUCUAAUUAUAUGAGACGCUGAAGGAGGUUUGCAUGAAGCUAUUAUGUUGACAAGUACAAAGCUGCUCAAAGUAUCCUCAGAACAUUUGAAGUAGCUGCACCCAGUUGUCUGGCAUCAGCUGAAUUAUUUUACCAAAGAAAUGAUUUUUUAACACAUCAGAAAUGACAGCACUUGUGCGGCUAAGAGGAUUUAAAAUGUCUGAUUUUGUUCCUCAAAGAAUAUUUGGGGAUUUGUGUAGUUACUUGUAAUAUAGAGCAUCAAUAUGAUGCAUUGACUAGAGCUGUUGCCAAGUUACAGCCCACAUUGGGUUGGCACAGCUAAUGGAGGUGCUGCCUUGUACUUCCAGUGACUCAGCUUCAGUCUUGAUCAGUGGUGCUGCCUGUGUGGAGUUUACACAUUCUCCUUGUGACUAAGUGGGUAUCCACCCACAUCCCACAAACGUGCAGGUUGGUGUGUAAAUUGCCCAUACUGUAUAGCUAAAUGGCAAUAUCUGGGGAGCUGUUGGGAAUUUGAGGAGAAUAAAAUCGCUUUGGUUAGGGUAGGAUUAGUCUAAAAAUGGCUCCUCCGGGGUCAGCACGUAUUCUGCGGGUGAAGAGCAUAUUUCCAUGCUAUCCUGUUGUUCUACAUAUUCUCUUUUUUUUAAAAAAAAAAGGAAACAGUGGUAGACAAAGUGGCCCUCGAGCCUACUCUACCAUUCACAAGGUUAUGACUGAUUUUCAUCCUCCAUUCCACUUCCCCGUUCUUUCACCACAUUCAUUGAUCCCCUGAUUCUAGACCUGAGGGAAACAACUUUACAGCAGCCAUCUUGUGCUGGUCUUUGUACACAAAUGUUUCUUAUUGAAACACAAUCGUAAACUUUAGUUUUUUUUCCAACAUUUGGAAAAAAGGGAAAUAGAAAUUUCAUAGUUUCAUGUUGGUAUAUUUUAUCACAGUGUGCAUUUUUUUUUCCAUUUUCUUCCUAAACAAGGAAAAGGGGCUUCAGGGCAGUGGAAAUGUUGUGGUAGUAAUGGAGUGUGGGGACUGGGGCCAUUGAUUAUGGUGAUGUACAUUGUGCUAAUGGUCCGCAGUGCCUCAUGGAUGCUCCGUUCUCAGCAACCAGAUCUGUUCUGAGUCCAAACCAUUUACCUUAAUUUAUGGUGCCACACAACACAAUGGAAGGUGUCCUUUGUGUGAUCACACAUACCAAAGACUGUGCAGUGGUCACUUUUACCAAUGCUAUCAUUGGGAAAAAUACAUCUACCAUAGGUAAAUCUACAGUAAUGAGGAUGAUAGGCCUUUCCCUUGGUUCACUACUUCCUGCGAGCCAACCCCUGCAGCUUGAGGACUCACUGGUUUGGUCCAUGGUGAUGGACGUUGAAGUCCUCUACCAAGUGUACAUCCUGUAUAUUUGCUACUUUCAGUGCUGCUUCCAAGUGUUGUUCACGUGGAAUGCUGAUUUGUCAGCUAAGGGAAGAUGGUAAGUAAUAAUUGAGGUUACCUUGCCCAUGUUUUUACAUGAUGCCAUGAAAGUUCAUGAGAUCUAGAGUUGAAAUGGAGAAUAAAACUGGACAGAGUACCCAGUACUGAGCUAGGCCCCAAAUUUGGACAUAACAAUAGCCUUAAGUCUUCCUCUCAAAUAUGGAUAGCCUAGCAUCUGAAGUGGGAGAGCUAUCCCAUGUACUCGUCAAGCAAUAGCCAGAUUCCUCUACCAUGAUUCCUGGGUACAUCCUGUCCCAACAACAAACAGAUCCACCCAAAAAGCAGCAUUGGUAAGAGGGAGUAGCCGAGGGAAUCUUCAACAUUAGCAGCAGUCAGGAACGAGGCUUUAAAUUUUAAGUUAGUUAUUUUUCUGACAUUUGCUAAAAUUUUAAUAGUUUUUUUAUAAUUUUAAUAAUAAAAACACAAUUCAAACAUUUAACUAAAAUACAAGCAACCUCCCCUUUGCCUCAGCCGCAGUCCUGGAAUCUCAGUUUUAAAUCAAUGGGGUUGUCACAGGCUCCGAGUGGCGAUCUUCUGUGGUGCAGUGUUGGGGAAUCCCAUCGAGAAUAGUCCCCAUCACUGGACUCUACAUGGAAUCCAAUGACAGACCAUGGUGACCAAACGAGAACCACAUUUGUUUUUCAAAAAUAGACUUUGUGAAUAUUUUUUUUGAUCAUGAAUAAAGGAACAGUGCAAAAUAACUUUGACAUUCAUGGAUAUUACAUUCAGUGGUGUAAACUUUAAAGAAAAACACCAACUUAGCACCAUUGCCCCUCGCAUGGCUCCCUGAAGUGAUACCCCUUUUAUUGUUCGGGCUUCCCCACCCUACAGACCCCUCCAUAUGCAGUAGUGGAAGGAGCCUAUACUGUGGUCCGAGCCUAUACUGUGGUCCUACCCCACGAAGCCUUAGCAUUGGCUGCACCAAGCUUCAGUGCAUCCCUCAGCACAUAAUCCUGCAGCCUGGAAUGUGCCAGUCGGCAGCAUUCCCUUACGGACAUCUCACUGUGCUGCAAGGCCAACAAGUUUCGGGCAGACCAAAGGGUGUCCUACACUGAGUUGAUGACCUUCCAGCAGCAGUCUCGGUAUGUGUCCCCGGGAACAGCCCACAGAUCGGAGAGUCCUCUGUCACGCAGCUGCUGGGGAUGAACCGGGAUAUGGACCCUUGCAUCACUCUCUGGACCCUCUCAGCAAAUCCACAGUCUGCAAAGAGGUGGGUGAUGGUUUCUUCCCUAUCACAGCCUUCCUGACGGCAGCGUACGUUGGGGAUGAUAUGUCAUCUGUAGAGGAAAACUCUGACUGGGAGGGCACCUCUCACCACCAGUUGAGUGAGGUCUUGGUGCUUGUUGGUCAAAUCUGGUGAUGAGGCAUUCUGCCAUACAGUUUGGUCCGUUUGCUCAGGGAACUACAUGUCAUUCAAUAAGUCUCAAGUUUCAUAAGAAGAGUGCAUGUGUAGGCGUCUGUGACUGAAGAUAAAGAUUUAAAAAUUAAUGUCAUAUCUAUUUCAAGUAAAACGAUGCUGCUUCUGUGAAUAUAAAUGUCUCAAAUGUUCUUAUUGUCCAUUUGUGGUCAUUAACUACGGAUUUUGUUUAAAACUGAUUUACGGUGAUAUAAAUUUAAAAUGCACAGCACGUUUUUAUUUGUGUGCAAAUAAUAACAAAUGAGGAUACAAUGCCACUAAGCAAAAUGGCUCCUUCCUGUCUGUUGGCCACUAUUUUGUUUGGCUGUUGGUGUGUUGCCCUCGACAUGAGCAAAUAUCAGUAGAUAAUGCAGAUGUUGCAGCUUUAGUUGCAGUAAUUAUUUGUAAAGGUUUUAUAACUGUCAUUCAUAUUUCCACUGGCUUGGAAUUAGGCUGCCCUGCUCAGACGCCUUGCAAUAGUUGCCUAAUGGUUAGGCACCCCGACUAACUACUACUCCAUUAUGUCUACCUUAACCCAUCAACCUGAAACACUCAAUCAAGUUGGAAAAGCAUGACUUCAUUGUCUCUACCCCUUCUCCCACAAGGUGGUCAUGUAGACAGUAACCAUGAGAGAUAUACUACAUCUUAAAGUAAUGGCAAGCUAAAUGCCUUCUGAUACAAAUACAGAUAAUGCUGGAAAUGCUCAGUAAGUCAGUCUACAUCAGCAGAGAAAGAGGGAGAGUUAACAUUUUGUGUCUGUGGCUAUACUUCAUUACAAGAUAAUGUAGCAGAUGCAACAGAUUCUGCUUAAGUACAAGUGCAGGGAAAAGAUUAGUUCAGGGGAUCUGGAGGAGGUAAGAAUAAAGAAGGCAGCCAUAGGAAAUUGUUCAUUAUUGCAAGGUCUGCGAGCCAGUGGUGGCUCUCUUUGACCCUAGGUGCUGCUAUCAUGGGCUGGAGUAUGACUGAGAACAGGGCAGGGUGUGGUCCAGAAACUUCCCCAUGGCAGAAGUGUCUAAAACCAGAGGGCGUAGGUUUAAGGUGAGGAGUAACGGGUUACUGAGGAACUGACAAAGAACUUUUUCACCCGGGGGUAGCUGGAAUCUGAAACACACUGCCUGAAAAGGUGAUAGAGCCAAGUGCUCUCUCAACAUUUAAGCAUCUGAAAGAGCACUUGAAUUGCAAAAGCAUAGGUUACAGACUGAGUGCAGUUAAAUGCGAUUAGUAUGGAUGGGUACUUGGUAUAGACAUGGUGGGCUGAAGGACCUGUUUCUGUUCUAUUCUGUUUCUGGCUCUGUGUCAACAGUGAACUGCAGGGGUGGGGGGAGGGGGGGUGUGGUGAAGGGCAAAGUGUGUGCUGGAGCAUGGCUGGGAUUGGGAGCUAAACAUUGGAGCGUGGCCAGGAAUGUGGUCAAGUGUUCCCAGAGAUGGAGGGUCUGCAGGAAUGUGGGAGGUCAGAAAUCAGGGGUGGGGAAGGAGGGAGGAAACGCUAAUUGAAGGAGUUCAGGGACAGGGAGCUCAGUGUGAAAGGUCAAAUAGAUGGUUUGAACGGUGCGUGUGAGUGACUGUGUGUGUGCAUUAAAGGUUUUUUGCCAAAGCAGCCAGCACUUGAAAAAUAGUGAAGAUCACUGCCAUUGGAUUAGUUGAAGAGGAGAGAAGGCAGGAACAAAAGGGAAAGUUAGGGAUAGACAGGUAAAAACAUUAGCCUAUGUAAAUGUAACCUAAAUAGUAAAUGUGUUUAAAUGUUAUAGGUGUAACUGCUGGCAGGAAAUACUGCUGAAACGUGUAGUGAAAAUGGGGUAAAGAGGAUUCUGCCUCUAAAUAAAGCUGUGUAUUUUGCUCUACAAAUGUACUGCAGCUUCAUCCACUACUUACAAUUAUUCUAUGCCAAGCAAUGAAUACCAUUUACAACUGCCACAUCUCAUUUCUCAUUCCACUUCCUCAGCUUGACUACAAUGCUAAACAUCCUCACACUUUGUGGAAACAAUACCAUUGUUUGUUACAAAUCCAAAGUCAAUUGUAAGGAUAGUUUAAAAACUGUUUGUGGCUAAAUCUUAUUUCAGGAAUGUUUACAAAUCUUGGUUUCAGUUCUCCAUUUCACAAUCAAAAAUGUAACAAUUUGUGGAAUACACAUCAUCUUCCUUUUAACGUGUGUUAACGGGCAACAUUGCCACCUGUCCAGCUGAAUCUUGCAGUGUAUUUGCAGGUGUUCUGUGAAACAAUCUUGUAGUAUUGGUAAAUUCUAACUGCAGUCAUCUCUGGGAGAAACCAGAACAAAUCACACAAACUGCUGGAGGAACUCAGCAGGUCAGGCAACAUUUAUGGAGGGAAAUAAACAGUCGACAUUUAUUUCCUUCCAUAGGUGCUGCCUGACCUGCUGAGAUCCUCCAGCAUUUUGUGUGUUGCUCCAGAUUCCAGCAUCUGCAGAAUCUCUUGUGACUACAGAACAAAUGUAUGGAGCUUAUUGCAGACUUGCAACAACUGUAGGCUUCCAUUGCAUGUGUGAUGUAAUACAAAACUUACCUAAAUAUGCAGCAAAAUUUUCCCUCUUUCAAAAAAUAA